Messenger RNA from Striga asiatica, 570 nucleotides. Lineage: Eukaryota; Viridiplantae; Streptophyta; Magnoliopsida; Lamiales; Orobanchaceae. The record is from the annotation of a GenBank genome assembly.
AUGCAGGGGCAUCCUGUAUUACUGAAUAGAGCACCCACUCUGCAUAAACUGGGCAUACAGGCAUUGCAGCCCGUUUUGGUUGAGGGGCGUGCUAUUUGUUUACAUCCAUUAGUUUGUAAGGGAUUCAAUGCAGAUUUUGAUGGGGAUCAAAUGGCUGUGCCGAAUGAAAGCAAAGUUAAAGCAAAGUUUCAUGUUCGGAGGAUUUUCCUUGUUUUCAUCCUAUCGUAUAAUAAAAUGAUUCCAGUAAAUAGCAGAAUCGUGGAUAGGGAACUAUACGAGCGGCCUACCCCAAUGCGAUCGUUUUUUUGGCCUCUUAUUGAGUAUAUUGGUGAUAUUGAUGAUAGUGACCCUAUUGAUGUUAGUGACCUUGAGAUGGUGAAGAAGGUAUCCGCAGUAACUGGUUUUAUUAUGGGACAGCUCGUGAUGUUCAUCUCGAUCUAUUAUGCGCCUCUGCAUCUAGCUUUGGGUAGACCUCAUACAAUAACUUUCCUAGGUCUACUUCGUGGUGGACUUGAUUUUACCAAAGAUUAUGAGAACGUGAACUCCCAGCCUUCUCUAACCGGUUUUUGA